Euleptes europaea (tarantolino) is the source of this 1762-nucleotide messenger RNA. RefSeq names its product transmembrane protein 87A-like. Lineage: Eukaryota; Metazoa; Chordata; Lepidosauria; Squamata; Sphaerodactylidae. The transcript is spliced from 19 exons. Gene Ontology annotation, biological process: retrograde transport, endosome to Golgi. Gene Ontology annotation, cellular component: Golgi apparatus; membrane. The record is from RefSeq and is a predicted model, not a curated record. Bases 1 to 1662 code for a protein of 553 amino acids.
AUGGAUGGGAGGAAUCGUGAAAGGGCUUGCCGGCAGGCUUUAGUUUCAAGGGCCACAGCUUUGGGACUGUUUUGGAGGGUAGCCGCGUUGGUCUGCAGAGGAACAGUGGGAUUCGAGUUAGGAAGGACCUUUGAGACCAACGGGAUUUUUGAGGAAAAGAAAGCCGUCAGCUACCUGAGCAGAUAUACCCACACAGACAGUGUUGUGGGAGGCGGACAGUACAUCUACCUAGCCAAAAAGAUUGAAUGCCAGCAUCUCAAUGAGCUGCGUAAUUGGGAAUUCCCUCUGCCCGAGAAGCUGGUGCCUCCGGAAGAGCCGCAGAUUCCCAGUUCGGACCCAUCUGGCAGGGCGAAGAGGGAAGUCGAAUUGCCAAAAGACCAGAAGACCAAUGAGAAGCCAGAACCCGUGCCAGAGGCUGGCGCGAAGCAGAAGGGGAGCGCGGCCCAGGCAAAGGUCCCUUCCUCUGUGGAGGAGGUGAAAGCUGAAGGGAAGAAGCAAGACUCUCCGAGGAAGGGGAAGAAAGAGCUGUCGGCGAUGAUGACGACGUGGGAUGACGGUCCGUACGUCCUCAUUCUCAAGAUCGAAGGGAACCCCUCGACUUGGAAGCUGAAGUUUGACGUGGAGAUGAAGCACCCAGAACACCUCUACAUCUCAGCCUCGGAGUGGCCCCUUAUGGUGUUCUACAUGGUGAUGUGUAUCGUCUACGUCCUUUACGGGGUCCUUUGGCUGGUCCUCCUGGCCUGCUACUGGCGGGACAUCUUGCGCAUCCAGUUCUGGAUCGGCGGCGUCAUUUUCUUGGGCAUGCUGGAGAAGGCCGUCUUCUAUGCCGAGUUCCAGAGCAUCCAGAGCCACGGAGUGUCGGUCCAAGGGGCAGUGAUAUUUGCAGAGAUCCUCUGUGCUGUGAAACGGAUGUUGGCCCGAGUCCUCGUCAUCAUUGCCAGCUUGGGAUACGGCAUUGUCAAGCCCCGACUGGGUGCUCUCCUGAACCGCGUGGUGGGCGUCGGCCUGAUGUACCUGCUCUUCUCCAUCAUCGAGGGUGUCCUACGGGUGAAAUCGGCACAAGAUGACUUGGUAUUGCUGGCUGCCAUCCCCCUGGCUAUGCUUGACUCUGCCCUCUGCUGGUGGAUCCUGAUCAGCCUGGUGCAGACUAUGAAGCUGCUGAAACUCCGUCGAAACCUGGUGAAACUCUCCUUGUACCGCCACUUUACCAACACGCUCAUCUUCGCUGUCAUCGCCUCCAUUAUCUUCAUUAUCUGGACCACCAAGACUUUCCGGCUCGCCACUUGCCAGUCGGACUGGCGGGAGCUCUGGAUCGACGAUGCUUUCUGGCGUUUCCUCUUCUCCAUCAUCCUCUUAGUCAUCAUGUUCCUCUGGAGACCCUCGGCCAAUAACCAAAGAUAUGCCUUCAUGCCCUUGGUGGAUGAAGGCAGCGAGCCGGAAGACGAGGAGGAUGAGCAGAUGGUCAACAAGGCCUUUGGAAUGAAGAUGAGAGGCUCAAAGCCGGAAGCCAACGGGAUCCUCAAGGGGAGCCGAGUGGAUGAAGACUUGAAAUGGGUUGAAGAAAAUAUUCCCUCUUCCAUGGCUGAUGUUGUACUGCCCCCUUUGCUAGACUCUGAUGAGGAAAUAGUAACCACAAAGUUUGAAAUGUCCAAGAUGGAGUGAAGUCAAGACUGCUAACCGACAGUGCUCUCUUCCUGUUGGAUUUUGUGCGGAUAAAGAGUUGCAGAUGGUCAUUUUGUUCCUUUUUACACAUGCGUAUAUA